CCAGCGUCUCGCCUCUUCUUCCUUCACCCCAUUUCUUCGGAAGCAAAGAGGACAUUUGACUCUGAUGAGACUUUGUUUCCUUCUUGAGGUCUUUGGGAAGAGAGAGCUUGAUUUGGGGGCUCCUAGACCGAAAACUCGGCAGAAGGCCGUCGAGAGAGUCCCCGCUGCCAAGGAGCGAUGCCACCGAGGUCAACAGAGUCCACGUGGCUCCACGGGACGGCGGCGGGCAACGACAGCGAGGCGACUGCUCCGGGAACAUCAUCCCCGCAGGGUGGGGCGGCCUUCGCCAUCCGCUGCGUGAUCCCCUCGCUCUACCUGCUAAUCGUGGCCGUGGGCUUGCUGGGCAACUUCACUUUGCUGAAGAUCUUCGCCGCCCGGAGCGCCGCCCGGAGCGUGCCCAACAUCUUCAUCUCCAGCCUGGCCGCCGGCGACCUGUUGCUGCUGCUCACCUGCGUCCCGGUCGACGCCUCCCGCUUCUUCCUCGAGGAUUGGCUCUUCGGCGAGGUGGGCUGCAAGCUGCUGCCGGCCAUUCAGCUUACCUCGGUGGGUGUUUCCGUCUUCACUCUCACCGCUCUCAGCGCCGACAGGUACAAGGCCAUUGUAAAUCCAAUGGAUAUUCAAGUAUCCAAUGCAGUCCUUUGGACAUGUAUUAAAGCAAUCGGCAUCUGGAUUAUUUCCAUCUUGCUGGCAAUCCCUGAAGCUGUUUUCUCUGAAGUGGCACACAUUAUUGAUGCAGAUAAUGUCAGCUUCACAGAAUGUAUGCGCUAUCCCUUGAAGGAUGAUCUGCACCCAAAGAUUCAUUCAGUGAUGAUACUUUUGGUAUACCUUCUUAUCCCACUCACCAUAAUUAGUAUUUAUUACUACCAUAUUGCAAAGACUUUAAUUAAGAGUGCACACAAUCUGCCAGGAGAAUACAGUGAACAAUCUAAAAAACAGAUGGAGACUCGAAAACGCCUGGCCAAGAUUGUACUGGUUUUUGUUGGGCUAUUUGCUGUUUGCUGGCUGCCAAAUCAUGUACUAUACAUGUACCGGACUUUCAAUUAUCAUAAGGUUGACCCAUCCCUUGGCCACAUGAUUAUUACCUUGUUGGCUCGAGUGCUGAGCUUCAGCAAUUCAUGUGUCAACCCAUUUGCCCUGUACUUCCUCAGUGAGAAUUUUCGGAGACACUUCAAUAGCCAACUUUGCUGCUGCAGCGUGCAUCCUCAGCCAAGGCCUACUAGCUACCUGAACAAUUCUUCAGCCAUUCGAAUGUCUUCACUGGAGAACCCUGCAAGGCACACUGUUGCUAUGACAACCCUGCUGAAUGGGCAUACCCCUAAACCAGAAAUGUCAUUGUGAUUAACCAGUGCAACAUCUGACCUCAAAAAGAGAUUAUUUUAAUUAUCUUUCUUGUGGCUGGCCUCAGUUCCUUUAAAAAGCCAAUAUGUUCUAAUCUAAGGAAUAUCAUAUUUUGCUCUAGGGAUAAGUAUUUAUUAAUCAUCUUCCUAUCACUGUUGUAAGAAAUGAAGGAUAUCAUGCUUUACUUACUCUCAAGUAAAGAAAUGCUUCUAAGCUUAUUGUCCUAAAAAGUUGAACAUAAAUGAAGUCUGAAAAGGGCAUACAUGCUCAGCUGCCGCUUCAAGGGAAUUAGUCUCUGCUUAUGUCAUCUCCGCUGCGCUUAAACAACGGGCCUGCUAAAAAAUAAAAAUGUUACUUGGCUAUUCCCUUUAAAAUGAUUUUAUUUAUAUUGGAUGACACACCUAAAAAAGAAGAGCUUGGGAAAGCACCAUCCAACCUGACUGAUUAGCUUUUUGCAUGACGGCAGUUGGAUGAGGGUCAAAUGGCACAUCAACACAUUAUGAACUGUACACUUUGAAUUAAGUAACACUGAAAUGAACAAUAAUUUCUGCAAACUCUGGGAGAUAGUGGAGGACAGGUGAGCCUGGCAUGCUGUGAUCCAUGAGGGCAAACAAUUGGACAUGACUUUGCCACUGAACAACAACACUGACAAACUGGACAAUUGCCCUAUAGAUUCAUCUUUUCUUUUUGCUCUGUACUGCAUAUUUUCAGCUCUAGGCUAUUCAAGUUGACUGACCAGCAGCAAAGAACACAAAACAAUGAAUCUGUAUCUGAACAAGACUUUGUUGACAUCAACAGCCUGUUUACAGCCAGGAAAGCUAAGCACAACUUCUGUGAGACAUUUCACAGCUUCAGAGUGACAAAGGGAAAAGUGCAAGGCUCAUUUGUUUUAAAUUCUGAUAAUUAUGCUCAUCUUUUAAAGAUCUGUAUCAUAUAUUCCUGUUGUAUGAGGAAGGGAAGCAGUGAUAACCUCAGAUGCAUUAAUUCUGCUACCAAUGUAAAGUUUUCACUGUUGUCCAUGUUUGGAUCUUGGAAAACUGGAAAAUGAGAAAUUGUUUUAGCUGUAUAUAGAAUCUUUGCAUUUUUUUUUAUAGGAAGCAGAUGGAGCCAGGGCACCUGAUUGCCAGAGCCAG
Molecule: messenger RNA, 2471 nt
Organism: Crotalus tigris (Tiger rattlesnake)
Lineage: Eukaryota; Metazoa; Chordata; Lepidosauria; Squamata; Viperidae
Gene: NMBR
Product: neuromedin B receptor
Exons: 3
Coding region: 178-1338 (386 amino acids)
Biological process (GO): bombesin receptor signaling pathway
Cellular component (GO): membrane
Molecular function (GO): bombesin receptor activity
Source: RefSeq, a predicted model, not a curated record